CUCUCCUAAUAUCAGGUGCUCACAAAAGACAAAUUUGGUGGGGAAGAGGAAGUAGAGUUGAGGGUCGUAUCUUCCACUGAACCUUGCAGUGUGAAUCUCUUCUCUGGCAGUACCUGUUAAAUGAUUUUAGUCCGAUCCUUGAUGAAAAUGGCAGCCAACAAUGCAGUUUUGAACAGAUUGGAACAGAAGGGUGCUGAAGCAGAUCAAAUUAUUGAAUACCUUAAGCAGCAAGUUGCUCUUCUGAAAGAAAAAGCCAUCUUGCAGGCAUCUCUGAGGGAAGAGAAAAAACUACGUGUUGAAAAUGCUAAACUUAAGAAAGAAAUUGAGGUGCUGAAGCAGGAAUUGAUCCAAGCAGAAAUUCGAAAUGGAGUGAAACAAAUAUCUGUGCCACCUAGUAACAUGGUUUCUGCAGUUUCAUUUUCGGAGGGUUUCUCUCAAACAUCUGCUGCAGAAGCUCCAUCUGGCCCUAAGGAACAACCCAAAGGAGCAAAUGAAGAAAAGAAGAAAGACAAAACAGAAAAGAAAGGAGAAAAGAAAGAAAAAAAGCAGUCAGCUGCAAAUGAUGAUUCAAGGCCUUCAGACGUUUCUCGGCUUGAUCUUCGUAUUGGUUGUAUUAUGACAGCCAAGAAACACCCAGAUGCCGAUACCCUGUAUAUUGAGGAAGUUGAUGUUGGAGAAGGAAAUCCAAGAACUGUUGUCAGCGGUCUGGUGAAACAUGUUCCCAUAGAAGAGAUGCAAAACCGGAUGGCUAUAUUUCUGUGUAACCUAAAACCAGUAAAAAUGAGAGGAGUGGUGUCCCAAGCCAUGCUGAUGUGUGCUAGCACACCAGAAAAGGUGGAAAUUAUAAUUCCUCCCAAUGGAGUUGUUCCUGGAGAAAAAAUUACAUUUGAUGGUUUUUCAGGUGAACCUGAGAAAGAACUUAAUCCCAAAAAGAAAAUAUGGGAGCAGAUCCAACCUGAUCUUCAGACCAAUGAUGAGUGUAUUGCUACAUACAAAGGAGUGCCAUUUGAAGUGAAAGGGAAAGGUGUGUGCAGGGCUCCUACAAUGGCCAACAGUGGAAUCAAAUAAAUGAAAGCAAUUUUGGAAAAGCUUGAGAUAAUUUUGAACAAAAAGAACGUGAACAUAAAUAAAUAUUGCUUUACUGAAAA
Messenger RNA from Candoia aspera, 1148 nucleotides. RefSeq names its product aminoacyl tRNA synthetase complex interacting multifunctional protein 1 (gene AIMP1). The record is from RefSeq and is a predicted model, not a curated record. The coding region runs from base 121 to 1068 and encodes 315 amino acids. The transcript is spliced from 7 exons. Gene Ontology annotation, molecular function: tRNA binding. NCBI's taxonomy places the organism in Eukaryota, Metazoa, Chordata, Lepidosauria, Squamata, Candoiidae.